Drosophila hydei is the source of this 1140-nucleotide messenger RNA. RefSeq names its product probable isocitrate dehydrogenase [NAD] subunit alpha, mitochondrial. The record is from RefSeq and is a predicted model, not a curated record. The transcript has a single exon. Gene Ontology annotation, biological process: tricarboxylic acid cycle; isocitrate metabolic process. Gene Ontology annotation, cellular component: mitochondrion. Gene Ontology annotation, molecular function: NAD binding; magnesium ion binding; isocitrate dehydrogenase (NAD+) activity. The coding region runs from base 18 to 1079 and encodes 353 amino acids. NCBI's taxonomy places the organism in Eukaryota, Metazoa, Arthropoda, Insecta, Diptera, Drosophilidae.
GACUCUUAAAAUACGAAAUGAUUGCUAGAUUUAUACACAUUUUUAACAUGUGUCCCGCUGCCAUCCGUUACUACUCGUCUCAUAUCAAAAGGGUAACUCUUAUGCCCGGUGAUGGCAUUGGCCCAGAAAUCUGUUCAUCUGUGCUGCAAAUCUUCCGUGCCGCUAAGGUUCCAAUUGAAUGGGAAACUGUUGACGUGAAACCAGUGAUUAAACCCAAAGGAAAUUGUGAAUUACCGAAACAAGUUGUCAAUUCGAUCAACAAAACCAAGGUGGGCCUUAAGGGCCCAUUAACGACGCCAGUGUGUCAUGGACAUGCAUCGCUAAAUAUGGCAAUGCGCAAACAAUUCGAUUUGUUUGCUAAUGUGCGUCCCUGCCGUAGCAUCGCUGGCUUUAAGACGCUGUACGACGACGUUAAUGUGGUCACCAUACGGGAGAAUACAGAGGGCGAAUAUUCCGGCAUCGAGCACGAAGUGGUGAAUGGCGUUGUCCAAAGCAUCAAGCUGAUCACCAAAAAAGCUUCCACCCGCAUUGGAAAGUACGCUUUCGAAUAUGCCGUGCAGAACAAUCGCAAAAAGGUGACCGUAGUACACAAGGCCAACAUAAUGCGAAUGUCAGACGGUCUGUUCCUGCGCAGCGUGCGCGACGUCUCGCAUCAGUAUCCACAAAUUCAGUUCGAUGAGUGCCAUUUGGACACGGUUUGUCUGAAAAUGGCGAGUAGUCCGACCGAGUUCGAUGUGCUAGUCAUGCCGAAUUUAUACGGUGAUAUUUUAUCUGAUAUGUGCGCCGGUCUCAUCGGCGGCCUCGGCCUGACACCCUCAGGAAAUAUGGGCUUAAACGGCGCUCUGUUUGAAUCGGUGCAUGGCACCGCUGCAAACAUAGCUGGAAAGGAUUUGGCCAAUCCCACGGCCUUACUGCUAUCGGCGGUCAUGAUGUUGCGCUAUUUAAACAUGCAAGAAUAUGCUAAUAAGAUUGAGAAGGCUGUUCUCGAUACUAUCAAGGAGGGUCGAUGGCUAACUUUCGAUUUGGGUGGUCGGGCGAAAUGUUCCGAGUUCACAAAAGAGAUUUCUGCUAAGUUUUAAUGAAAUCUAAAUGAAUCAGCGUAGUUUUUAACCCAAGACAACUUUAAGUUCAAUCAAAAUU